Symbiodinium natans is the source of this 1221-nucleotide messenger RNA. Lineage: Eukaryota; Dinophyceae; Suessiales; Symbiodiniaceae. The record is from the annotation of a GenBank genome assembly.
AUGUUAGGCGCCUGGCUCGGGAGAGAUGUUUCAUGGAUGGCCAUGGCAGGCUCCGGAUCUGGACCUGUGCACCAGAGCUUUGCACAGGCCUUCUGGGCCUCGCUGCUUCUGAUCUUGGCUGCUGCCUCCGGUCAUGCGGCAGUCUAUAUUUGUGACCAGGGUCGUAAACAAGUUAUCGAGAUGGAGCACGUUCGCACAAGACGGACGGACGUGGACACUUUGCUCCGACAACUGCCCGAAUCGGUGAGUAAAACAAUUCACCAGACGUCGACUCCGCAUGGAACAAUCUUUCAAGUACUUAUGCUGCUGGCUGCUUUGCUUAUUCUAGUCUCGGAGUUCCCAAAGUACGAGUUUGUGCACUUGGGUGUCAGCAUCCGGUCCAUUGGCUUUGAGGUAAGCCGCUGCCUCUGCCCUGUUGCGGGGAUUCUUAUGCUCAUCUUCAUUCCUAUGUCUCAUGAUUUUAUUCUCAUGACGGAACGCUUCAAGCGACCAGGGUAUCAAAUCACUCGAGAAGACAAGGCGGUCUUCUAUGCAAACAAGCUGCAGGAGGACAUGCACACAUUUGCGGGAGCUCUGUCCUUCGCUAUAACGCCUGCCCUUGAAGGCUAUGCUGUCGGUCGCGCGUAUGUGCAGUUUUUUGGAACGGGCAUCGGCGAGCACUACGUUGCAUGGAAGGACGCUGACGUGCCGUCCUAUAUGUGGCUGGCCCUCCUCAUCGCGCGCACUGUCAUGCUUGUCGGGACCAACGUUUGUUUUUGGAACAUGGCGUAUGAGUGGUGGUGCGAACCCACCGCGAGGUGUACCCGGAAUCCUUACUACAUCUACACGACAGAAAAGUCAUUGAUUCGCCAUUUGCUAAAUUACAUACUGCUGCUUGGAAUGUCAAUCUGGUUUGUGAAGUCUUCGGAGUUCGAGCGGAUCAACCCAACAUCGCAGAAGCUCCUCUUGGGGGUUGCAAUGCUGACCACGGCUGCUUCUUGCUGCUAUUCCCUGGGCACUUUCUGGUUUUUGGCAUUCAAGGAGAGGUACUUGAACGACCACCAGAUGGAGAAGACUCUUCGCAAGAUCAUCGCUAAAUCCGAGGAUCGCAUGGAAAGGUACACCUCUGAGCUGGAGGCCCUCCACGACAAAUGGUCCAAGUGCUUCGUGGAUGAGCAGGACUUGGAGAGCGACUCCUCAAGCGACGGCUUUCUGAAAGGAACGUGUUUCAGCUCCGAAUAA